GUCUGGUUUCAGAACCGUCGCGCCAAGUGGAAGAAACGAAAGAAGGCUACCAAUGUGUUCCGCAGUCCAGGAGCUCUACUUCCUUCUACUGGCCUCAGUCCCUUCGGGAGUGUCAGCGACGCUUUCUGUGGGUUUCCCUCCGCUGACGGACGCUGGCCAGGCAUGGCGCAGAUGAACUCAAACAUGAACACAUUGGCCCUUUCAGCCGCCACUCUAGGGCCCCGACAGAGCAUCCAGUCCUCGCUAACCUCACCCAUGUCGAUGAACUCCCUAGGAAACCACUCCAAUCCCAUGAGUUUUGGUAACACUUUGGGUAUGAGCAAUGGCAGUCCUCCCUCGGCCUACAACACAGGCUACUCCAUGGUCCCCACGGCUUCAUGUGGAGCCACCAAUGGCGGUGGCGGUCUGUCUGGCAACUCGCCAUCUCCAACUUUGUCGUCGACACUUCAGUGCGGCCUGUCUGACAUGGACGAGACAUGGAGAGGCUCUAGCAUUGCGGCACUGAGGAGGAAAGCUAUUGAGCAUACAGUCAACAUUGGCGGCUAUCGAUGA
Candidula unifasciata is the source of this 552-nucleotide messenger RNA. The record is from the annotation of a GenBank genome assembly. Lineage: Eukaryota; Metazoa; Mollusca; Gastropoda; Stylommatophora; Geomitridae.